This is a messenger RNA of Setaria italica (foxtail millet), 1325 nucleotides long. RefSeq lists its product as uncharacterized. The record is from RefSeq and is a predicted model, not a curated record. The transcript has 3 exons. The coding region runs from base 101 to 784 and encodes 227 amino acids. Gene Ontology annotation, cellular component: trans-Golgi network; endosome. NCBI's taxonomy places the organism in Eukaryota, Viridiplantae, Streptophyta, Magnoliopsida, Poales, Poaceae.
GGCUGAGCCCUUUGCGGCCGCCGCACUCCUCCCCGUCUUCCCCAUUCCACCACCAGCAGUUCGCCACCGCCACCGCCGAUCCACCGGGCGGCGUCCGUCCAUGGCGAACCCAAGGAGAGCUAUCGCGCUGCACAUCCAGACCCAACCGCCGCCUCUCCCCACCACCACCCCACUGCCGCCGCACUCCUCCCUGGGGUCGUCGCUGCUGCAUUUCCUGAAGCGGCCGGCGUCCUUCCCGUUCCUCCUUUCCCUCUUCGUCCUCCUCACCUGGCUCUCGCUCCGCUUCCACCGCCCCUCCCCGCCCCCGUCGCUCGGAGGCCGCCCCGCCGUCGUGCACGAACCCCAGGCCAACCUCGUCCGCUUCCCCGCCGAGCUUCACCCCACCCCCAUCGCCCGCGACGGGCGCGGGUGGCUGCUCGACCCCGUCGCCGCAGCCCGCGACGCCGGCCUUCCAGGUGGUGCAUUUGCUUGUUUAUCGCUGCACGUAGGACAGAUCCAGCCAGGUGGUUUGCGUGGCAAUCAUCGUCACCAUACGUGCAAUGAGACAUUCGUCAUCUGGGGUGCAAAGACAAAAUUCAGGUUAGAAAAUGCUGACGUAAAAGAUAAGGGAUAUGGAGAGGCCAUAAUUGCAGCUGACGAGGUCGGCAUUGUUGCAAGUACAAGAUCGACUGCGCAUGCCUUGAUCAAUAUGGAUGUGCAACCUACCUUCUUCAUCGGAUGUCAGGAUACACUGAUAAAUCCUAACAGCUCAAAUACUGACUACAAGGUCUGGAAAGAUCUAUGACACACACAUUGUUUGUAUAAUCCAAUGGUGAGCAAUUGUCUGUCCAGAUAUGAUGGGUAGAAAGUAGAAACGGAAAGCAACUUGGUGGAAAAAAUCAUUUUGGUACAAUCAUAGUUCAUUCUACGGUCAGAUAUUCAUGUAUAGUUGCUGGGACGAAAGCAGUUGGCUAUUUGUUCUUUUGGCUAUCAUGGCAUUCGUUUCGGUAGCAAGGGUUAUUUUUAUAACUUUUUUACUCUGCUGAGUAUGAUCCCCCGGUAUCUCAUUAUGAUCAGCUUUCUUAAAUGGUGGUUGCUAACUUUCUGUUUGGAGAUUCACUGGAAAAUAGACAGUCUCUUCGAGGUUCAGUUUGGCUGCUACUUGAGCUACAUUUAUUCCUUUUCAGUUUUCAGCUGUCAUUGAGUAGAUAGUAAUAGUAUGCAGGGUAAAGAUGUGUAAUAGCCUUUUGUGAUCACAAAGGACAAGGAUGCUCGUGCUGCUGGCAUGAAUCUGUGAUGUGAUUUCGUUGAUGAAUCAAUGAUUGUGCGCUGUUUGCCCUGCUCAA